AUGAGUUACCCACCGCCAUACAACAACGAUAACGGGCAAUAUCCUCCUCCGCAGUAUCCCUCGCAGUACGUGCAACAGAUUCCUCAGAAUGCCGCGUUUGCUCGAUCUCCCGUAACGGUGCCUCAUUCGCAGCCGCAAUACAACGUUGGAAAUAACGUGCAGUAUAUGAACUAUACGAACUCGUUUGGUUAUUCUCCAAUUUCAGUACCAUCUUACGUUCAGGGUUAUGGACAACCUUCGCCGUCGCAAACUUUGGGACAACAGCGAGGAUUGGCGCCUCCUCAAUCACCUCAGCAGCAACAACAGCAGCAGCAAUAUCUGUAUCAGCAACAGCAACGGCAGCAGCAGUAUAAUUCCCCGGUGAUACAACAGCAUCAACAUUUGCAGCAACAUCUAUCGCAGUCUUCGCCGCAGCUUCAACCGCAACCCUCACCGCAGCAGAAUCUACAUUUACAGCGACAGCAAUAUGGCUCUUCGGUAGUUCAGCAGCAAUUUGGCUCGCCAAUUAUUCAGCAACAUCAACACCAAUCCGUGUCGCAUCCUUCUCCACAAGCUGUACCUCAGCCAUUGCCGCAGUUGAAUCAACACUCGCAACGGCAGCAGCAAUAUGUGUCUCCGACUAUACAACAACAUCAACUUCAACCCCUGCAUCCUUCGCCGCAGCCCAGAUCCCAGCCGUCACCGCAGCCUGUGCAAGUCCCUCAACGGCAGCAGCAAUACAGUUCUCCGACGAUCCAACUGCAUCAACAACUUCAGCAGCACCAGAGCCAACAUGUACCACAGCCUCUGCCACAACCAUCUUCUCACCAGAAUCAAAAUCAACACUUGCCACAACCUUCUCCACGACCACCGUCUCAACCCUCGCCUCAGCCUGUAGUUCUGCCCUCACCACAACAAACUCAGCAACCACAACCACCACCACAGCAACAGCAACAACAAAAACCCCCGCAGCCCAACCCACCAGUAGUUCAACAGCGUCGGAUCGUACAGCAACAACCAACAAAGCCUUCACCAAAACCCCCGCCUCAGCCUUCGCCGCAACAACAUCAAAACAUCUUACAUAUCAUUCAUCCGCAGUCACCACAGCACCAAAAUAACUUGCACUCCAUACGCCCUCCAUCACCUCAACCUGCUUUUCAAGAUCCGCCCAUACUGUUUGUGAAUCCAAGUGAUACAUUCACAGAACCAAUAAGACCGACGUUCUCUUUUGAUAUAGUGGCCAGUGCUGCCCCCUCAUUAAACAAACAGACGGAGCCCUCUUUCACCGCGCCCAGUGCCCCGCAGCAAAGCACCUUGCCUGCAGUCACAGCACCCGCAACGACUGUAUCUCAACCAGCUGUACCGAUCAAGGUUACCCCUAAUCAAGUUCACAUCAAACAAGAGCCGCCCAAAUCUACCCCACUGGCACCAUCAAUACCUCCUUCAAACGAGGUCACGAUGACUCCGUCUCGACCAGCUAGCCAACAUAGAAAGACAUCAGGGCAAUCGGCUUCACCCCUAGUUCAAAUACCGCAAGUUGUCAUUCCAUCUUUAGCAGACGUUCAAAGGUCGUCAAACAAGACGCCUGCCAAAACACCCGCCAAAACGCCAAUGGUAGCACCUCACAAGGUGCAGAAACCUCAAAAGUCUGUCCCCGCUGAUGGUGAUGUGGACUACCAAACUCUACUAUUGGCCCUUGCAGAUGAGUACUUGAAUGCAGCCCAUAGCAAGGGAACAGUCAUUGCUCUUUCAAACAACGAGUUGGAUCUAAAGGAAUACUACAAGCUGGUAGCCACUGGACUUGGGUGUUUGCAGGCAGCACAAACGAACUUUCGAAUGCCGCCGCUUACGGAGGCUUUGACACGGUUGCGCUAUGCACGCAUACUCAUCGAGGAAACUGAUAAUGAUAUAUUAGCGGAGACGGCAUUGAGCAAAGGGAUUGAAAUAUGCGAACGAAACAAGCUUUUAGAUCUCAAGUAUACAAUGCAGCAACUGCUUGCUCGAAUGCUUCAUAAAUCUAACCCCAAGGCAGCAGCGAAGGCUGUUGACAAGAUGAUUGAGGAUGUUGAAACGUAUAAACACACUCCUUGGGAAUACGCGUUUCGUUUACUCAGAAUCAGCCUUGCGCUAUCGUCUUCAACUCAUCAAGACUUUGUUAUUGCCAUUCAUAAUCUGCAGAAACUGACCAACCUGGCUACUCGCAAUGGCGAUAAGCUUGUGGUCGUUGUCGCUGCAUUGAUCGAGGCACUCGCACAUUUACAACAGUCUACAAGCCCUGAUUCCGUUGAACAAGCUCAACAUGCGGUGGCGGUAGCACGAAGUCACCAGCUGGAUCCUCGUGUGCAGGAAAUACCUCAAAUCGGCUCGAUGCUUCAGAUGGUCGAUAUAUCAUGCAGCUUGCUUGAAUACGAUCUGAAUCAAGCCUCGCAAAAACUACAAAUAAUGCAAAGCAUGAUGGAUCAGCGAAUCCACGACUCACGAUGGCGUGAGGAUGGCUCUUUUCUUGUUCCUUUGAACACGCAAACGCCUCCCAAGCCGACUGAAAUAGGUGACAUUCUGCGCGUCGAGAAUGGUAAACUGUGCUUGACAUUGCAUUGGCUUCCGCAACAUGACCUAUAUGGCCUCUGCUACUUUUUGAGCUCCAUGACAUUAGCUGCCAGAAAUUCACAUGAUGGUCGUAAGGCUGAGAAGUAUUUGCAAGAGGGCUUGCGUAUGGUCCGUGGGAACUUCAAAGCGCCUGAAGAAGUCAAAGAGUCUGUCGUGGCGGCUAGCAAACGACUAGAAUGGCGACGAAUUCUGUACUGUAAUAUACUGCUACAUCUUACAUUCUUGGCAUGCGCAAGAAGCGACUGGGAAAGCGCCAGUCAAACACUUAAGGAGCUCCGCAGCUCCUCUGAAGAAUUGGGCAGCGCAUUGCCGGAAUCAAUCUCCUGCCUCAUGGAAUAUGCCGCGGGCGUCAUCGCACAAGGCAAUGGCGAUCUAGUAGCGGCAUUGGCCGCAUACGAUUCCCCCCUUCUCUCACUCUCAUCCUCGACAAAUCGAACAAUGCGCAACGAUCCUCGCCGCGACACAGCGAUUCUCGCAGGCCUCAACACGAUCCUCAUCCUCCGCGAACCCUCACMCCCCUCCCAUUCCCGCCUCGACCAGGUCCUAGCUCUCGUUGAACCGCAAUGCCUCAGCAGCUCCAACAAGUAUAUCCAGGCCGCCUACUACCUGGUCUGCGCUACAGUGUACAGCGAAUCCACGAUUCAGACAAAACAAUACCUUCAACAAGCCCUCCAAUCCGCCACGGGCAUCAACAACAGCCAAAUCACCUGCAUGACCCUGACCUUCAUGAGCUGGAAAUACUUCCGUGGCGUGGUCGGUGAACAGUCGGAAAAGAGUGCGCGCGCAGGCCGCGCCAUGGCCAAAAAAGCCAAUGAUCGUCUGUGGGUUAGCGUUACGGAUCAGAUGUUGGCCGAGACGCUGGAUAGACAGGGUAAAGCAGAUGAAGCUCGUGGUGUGAGAGAAGAAGCAGGCAGGUUGUUGAUGGGUCUACCAGCGGCGCUGAAACGGACAGAGUAUCUGUGA
This is a messenger RNA of Talaromyces amestolkiae, 3549 nucleotides long. RefSeq lists its product as uncharacterized. The record is from RefSeq and is a predicted model, not a curated record. Lineage: Eukaryota; Fungi; Ascomycota; Eurotiomycetes; Eurotiales; Trichocomaceae. Gene Ontology annotation, biological process: maintenance of mitotic sister chromatid cohesion; mitotic sister chromatid cohesion. Bases 1 to 3549 code for a protein of 1182 amino acids. Gene Ontology annotation, molecular function: double-stranded DNA binding. The transcript has 6 exons. Gene Ontology annotation, cellular component: chromatin; SMC loading complex.